Molecule: messenger RNA, 3494 nt
Organism: Corticium candelabrum
Lineage: Eukaryota; Metazoa; Porifera; Homoscleromorpha; Homosclerophorida; Plakinidae
Exons: 17
Coding region: 34-3390 (1118 amino acids)
Molecular function (GO): protein binding
Source: RefSeq, a predicted model, not a curated record
GCCCUCUACACAUGUGGCAACUGUACACGUAUCAUGAGCGGCGCUAAAGAGAACAUGGAAUGUGAAAGAAAGCUUAGGGAAGAAGGCGAAUCUGCUUCCUGGUUGGUGACACACAAUUCUCAGUUGUAUGGAGGACAGUCUGACUUACCUCAAAAUGAUCCAAGUAGUUUGGCUAAAUCAAGUGAUAUCAAUGAAGAAGGAGCAGCAUCAUCAGCUGUGCAACCUUUGCUGCGGCUGCUAGAACCAAAUGAUGUAUGGCCAGUGUCUCCAGAAGACUUAACAAAUAUUUUUGUUCAAGAAGAAUGCAAAGUUUCAGAAUUAGCUGCUCUAACUUCUACACUUGUGCUUACUCAAUACUACGAUAUCUCAAGUAAGCAAAUAAAGAAAAUUAAGAGUCUCUCAAGUGGUCAACAUCAAUCAACAGUUUCACUUUAUGGUUCAGAUGAGAUACCAUUUCCACGGCAGAUAAGCUGUGGGUUCUUCUGUGGUCGAGAAAGUGAAUUAAAGAGCUUAUCACGCUACUUUACUAUUGAUUUGAAAGAAGGGAGACCCAGAAUAAAGGUUAUUGUAGGCUUUGGAGGCUUAGGGAAAACAUCUUUGUCAUUCAGAUAUGCAGAUUGCUACAGAGAGAGAUAUCCUGGUGGAGUCUUUUAUUUUGAUCUAGGGUCAUUAUCAACAUUUCACAAUUCAGUCAAGGACAAUCUUGUUGUCUUGGGACAGACUGUUCUUAAGCUUGAAAGCUUAUCACAGGAUUUUGAAUGGCUGCAAGGACUUCUUCGACAUAGUGGUAAGAAAUGUCUCUUUCUUUAUGAUGGAGCAGACAAACUGCCGGUCUUCAAUGAUUACAUUCCUUCUAUUGCUAUUGAUGUGAUUAUCACAACACGAAUGGCCAAUAUUAGUCAUCAUCAGCUUAGAGGGAACAGCACAUUUUCUCUGAAAGUUCUUGGUGUCAGUCCAUCUGUACAGAUUCUGCUGGAAUUAUCUGGUGAACAGUUGACUGUGGAUGAAUUUCAAAGAAAUAAUCCGGAGGGAUUUUAUUACGCUCAGAAGAUUGCCGGUGAUGAAUGUCUUGAUGGUUUGCCAUUGGCUCUACUUCAUGCUGCAAACUUACGAAGAAGCCUAGGUCUUUCAUUUAAGGAUCUUUGGGAGAAACUGCAAGACAAGAGCAUUAUUCAGCUAAAUCCAGCAAAUGUCAAGCAAUGGCUAAGAAACUACAAUCUAAAGCAAAUAGAUGCUAAACUAGCAUCAUUGCAUUUGGAGAGUCUGGACGAUUUGAGAAGACUUACUCCACAAGGUUUAGACAACAGUGAUCUCACUGUUGAUGAGAAAAAAGAGAUAUUGAAGGCACGAGAGGAACUGGUGAGAGCUCCUGCAUACAUAACAUGGAGAUUGGACAUUGAGUCUGCAUGUUUGGAGUCUCCACUGGCCAGUGACCUUCUUCGUCUGUCAGCUUUGUUACCAUCAAAGGACAUACCUGAAGAUAUUUUAGUAAAAGGUGUCAUUUGGAAGAACAAAGGCUCUACGGAGACAGAAGUACGACAUGGUUUAACUUGCAUUCUUUCUCACUCAUUGCUAACAAGUGGAGAGUUUGAUGUCUCCUCUGUUACUCAUGUAGGUCGUACGUUUGCCAUGCAUCCAAUGAUUCAAUACAGUGUGUCUAAACAUCUUUUUAAAGGCCAAGAGCAACAUACGUCUCUUGUGUGUUUAGGAGCAGUACUUUGUAAAAUUUUGCCAUCAGCUACUGAUUUUCAGAAAGAACUUCAUCUAACUGAUGACACUGUUGCACAAUAUGCCAAGCAUCUGUUUCAUGUUGCUCUGUGUAUAUGUAACGGAUUAGACCUAUCGAAAAAUUGUUGGCUACACAGAACCAUUGCAUUGGCUUCCAUUCUUGCAAUAAGACAACAUGACACACAUAUUGCUGUGCCUCUCUGCAGUCGACGGCUUUUUGAUGCUCGGAAAAGGAAAGCUAAUAAACAGGAAUUGGCAGACGCUCUAAUACAAAUUGGUUCAUGUCACUCUAUUCUACUUGAAGCAGAAGCUGCCAUUGCUUUGUUUAAGGGAGCUGCAAACAUUCUUGGAAAUCGACCACAUAACAAACAACCUGCAACAGCAGAGAAAUGGGGACAAGCUCUUUUUGAAAUCAUUCGAGGUUGUCGACUUUUCUUUGCUUUUGAUAUGAUUGAGAGGACUGCAAAGCGUCUGAGAAGUGGUCUGGAGUGGGCUGAAGCAACCAACUGUCAAAGCUAUGCUCAAAGUCUCAACUCAAUUGCAGUUGCUCUUCGUAUUCGUGCAACUGCAAGCAAUGCUGAAGAAAUAGAUUACUUGUCACAGUCUGCACUAACAGUUUAUAGAAGUUGUUUACCUGAAAUACAUCCUAACAUUGCAACAGAAUUGAUAAACAGGGCUGCUGCUCUUUGGGAUCGAGGAUUGUACUCAAAAGCCGAAAGUUUUGUCAAAAAAGCACUGGAGAUGCAAAAAAUGUGCAUAUCACCAAACCACUACCAUGUUGCAUAUGGCUGGUGGUUGUUGGGAACAAUUUACAUGCAUUGGGGUCGGCAUAUUGAUGCUGGAAGCUGCCUGACAAAGGCACUGGAUCUUGUAAACUCUCACCCUGUUACCUAUGCUACACUUUACACUUUUCAAUCUAUAGCAGAGUGGUUUGCUAUGGGGAAGAAGAGAGACAUGGUUGUAGAGUAUCUCAGAAAGGCAAAAGAUGUAAUGCAACAAGUAAAAGGAGAGCAAGACAAGCAUGCCAAUGCAAAAGCAUUGUGCCAUUGUGGUCGUUGUUGGUUGUUGCUCAAUGAGGUGCAGAAAGCUGAGAAAUUUUUGAGGGAAUCUUUAGAUUUGCUUGAAGAUGAGCCUGAGGAUGACUAUGCCUUAAUGCAAGCAAGGGGACUGUUGUGUCAGUGCCUUGUAGUACAAGAAGAAUUUAGUGAGGCUGAGUCAUUGCUUAAAAAUCUUCUUAAAGUUCAGAAUUGUUUCAAAUCACAGUUUUGUCCCCAAAGAGGAGAAAAUCUGCACUGUCUUGGUGUGUGUCUAUUGGCACAGAGUAAACCAGAUGAUGCAGAAGCUCCAUUGAGGGAAGCUGCUGAAUUAAGAGAGCAGUAUCUUGUAACAAAUGACAAGAGAACAGGGGAAUCAUAUCAUGAACUUGCUAGGUGUCUUGAUUUGCUUGAGAAACAUGAUGGAGCAAAUCAAUUCAUGAGUCACUCUUCGCACAUUAAAAGGCUGCACAGCGAUGGUGGACUUGACACUGAAUCUGGAGUGCUUGCAAAGACAAAGUCAAUGCUGCUGAAUGCGUCAACUAUGAUAUACUGGCAGAAGUUUCUACUUUUUGUGAUGAUCAUGUUUACAUUUCCUCAAGCAGCUAGUUUACAUUUUAUCAAGUAAUAAAUUGUUACAUUUGAUAUGAUAUGAUAUAUUUGUAUAUAUUUUUUUAAUUUUAUAAAUUUCAUUUGGUACUAUAAUAAUAAUUCUAAUAUUUUUGCACUGCA